GAGAGUUUCUCACUCCCGCGUUUUCAGGAAAAUACGUAAGUUGAAAGCUAAGGGCAAGAAGAAACUGAUAACAUACCAGCAUUAGUUUGACAUCUUCGUAUGUGUACACCUGAACACAAAGAGUUCUCGCCCAAAAAGAAUCGGACAUUGUAUUUUUGGAGUGAAGCAGCUAGGCCACUUCAGAACAGUAUAUUACAUGGCAUAGGAAAGAAAGAAACACAAUGGAUGCUAAAAAGUUGGGACCACCCGCAAAGAAAGCCAGAAAUGACUUUGACGAUGAGGACCCAGCAGGUUUUGAGGAUGAGCUGGCAAUGUUUGAUGAAAUGGAAAAUGAAAUGAAGGGAGAUGUUGACAUGGCAGAUGUUGCAGGUGAUGGUCCAGACAAUGUGGCAACCAGUACAAAGUGGUCUCGACCUCUGGCUCCAACUCUUGACCCCCGAAAAGACAGUGUGACCUUUCAGCAGAUGGAUGUGGAUUAUUAUGUUGGUAAACACAUGCCAGGUAUGCCUGGAUGUACGAGCGGGCCAGUACCUAUCAUUAGGAUGUAUGGUGUGACAAUGGAGGGACACUGUGUACUUGCCCACAUGCACGGCUAUGCACCUUACUUCUUCGUCCCUGCUCAGCCAGGCUUUAAGAGUCAGGAUUGUGAUGCUUUCAGGAAGGAACUCGACACUGUUGUUAUGAAGGACCUGAGGUCUAACCGAGAGGGUUUACAGAAUGCUGUGCUGGCUGUCGACAUGGUCAACAAGGAAAGCAUCUAUGGGUACCAUGGCAACAGAAAAGUGCCAUUUCUGAAGAUCACCGUUUCCCUUCCUCGUUUAAUUGCGCCAGCCAAGCGAUUGUUGGAGCAGGGAUUUACUUGCCCAGGCUAUUUACAGUAUGGAUACCAGUCAUAUGAAAGCAACAUAGACUUUGAAGUUCGCUUCAUGGUAGACAGUGAUGUGGUUGGCUGUAACUGGAUUGAAGUUCCUGCCAGUAAAUACCAGCUGCGAGACCGAAGGAACUCGUCAAACUCCGACAUCCGUCACCCUCCACACACUUCACGGUGCCAGGUUGAGCUGGACGUGUCUUGGGAAGACUUCAUAUCUCAUGCUCCAGAUGGAGAAUGGUCGAAGGUAGCGCCCCUAAGGAUCCUCAGUUACGACAUAGAAUGUGCUGGUAGGAAGGGAAUCUUCCCGGAGGCAAACAAGGAUCCGGUAAUACAGAUUGCAAACAUGGUGAUCAGGCAGGGUGACCAUGAACCAUUUAUUAGGAAUGUGUUCACCCUCAACACCUGUGCUCCAGUCAUAGGAUCACAAGUCCUGUGUCACAUGAAGGAAGCUGACAUGUUAGAGAGAUGGGCAGCAUUUGUACGAGAGGUGGACCCAGACAUCAUCACUGGUUAUAAUAUCCAGAACUUUGACACCCCUUACCUUAUCAAUCGGGCCAAUCAUCUCAAAGUGAAGGACUUCACAUUCCUAGGACGUAUCCGAGACAUCAAGUCAGUUAUAAAGGAGUCAACUUUCCAGAGUAAACAGAUGGGCAAGCGUGAAAACAAAGUCGUCAACAUAGAAGGACGCACACAAUUAGAUCUCUUCCAGAUUGUUUUGAGGGACUACAAACUGAGGUCGUAUUCCCUAAAUGCUGUCUCAUUCCACUUUCUACAAGAGCAGAAAGAAGAUGUGCAACACUCCAUCAUUACAGACCUGCAAAACGGUACAGACCAGACGCGGCGUCGUUUGGCAGUGUACUGUCUGAAGGAUGCCCUAUUACCUAUACGUCUCCUAGACAAACUCAUGUGUGUCAUCAACUACAUAGAAAUGGCCAGAGUGACAGGGGUGCCCCUACCCUACCUCCUGUCUCGGGGACAACAGAUCAAAGUCAUAUCACAGCUACUGAGAAAGGCUAAAGAACAAGACCUGGUGCUUCCAACACAGAAAAUAGAGGUCGGCGAUGAGUAUGAGGGUGCUACUGUUAUAGAACCAAACAAGGGAUACUACGACUUGCCCAUAGCCACACUAGAUUUCUCAUCCCUGUAUCCGUCCAUCAUGAUGGCUCACAAUCUGUGUUACACCACACUGCUCAGCCAGCACGCCAUAACGAAAGAAGGACUGUCUCCGGAGCAGUAUAUCAAGACACCCUCAGGAAAUCUUUUUAUCAAGGCCCAGCACAGGAAAGGCCUUCUCCCAGAAAUUCUGGAGCACCUGUUAGGUGCUAGGAAAAAAGCUAAAGCUGACCUAAAGAAAGAGACAGAUCCCUUUAAGAAAAAGGUGUUAGAUGGUCGUCAGCUUGCCUUGAAGAUAAGUGCCAACUCGGUGUAUGGAUUUACUGGAGCUCAGGUCGGCAAACUGCCUUGUCUUGAAAUAUCACAGAGUGUGACUGCCUUUGGGAGGACAAUGAUUGAGCAGACUAAGAACUAUGUGGAGGAGAAAUACACCAUUGCUAAUGGCUACAAACAUGAUGCUAAGGUUGUGUAUGGAGAUACAGACUCUGUGAUGUGUAAGUUUGGUGUGGAGACUGUGGCGGAGGCCAUGGAACUAGGACUAGAGGCAGCUUCCUUUAUCUCAGAAAAAUUUGUCAGCCCAAUCAAACUAGAAUUUGAAAAGGUUUACUUUCCAUAUUUACUAAUCAACAAAAAGCGUUAUGCGGGAUUGUACUGGACAAACGCGGAGAAACAUGACAAGAUGGACUGUAAGGGUAUAGAGACAGUGAGACGAGAUAACAGUCCUAUAGUGGCCAACCUCAUCAACACCUGUCUCCAGAUGCUCCUCAUAGACAGAGACCCAAAGGGAGCUGUGGAAUAUGCGAAACAGACAAUAUCUGACCUGCUGUGUAACAGGAUAGAUAUUUCACAGCUGGUCAUCACCAAGGAACUCACGAAGACCGAUGACGAGUACUCGGCAAAACAGGCCCACGUAGAACUGGCAAACAGAAUAAAGAAAAGAGACCCAGGCAGUGCCCCUCAACUUGGAGACAGAGUCCCUUAUGUCAUUAUUGCCGCAGCAAAAAAGACAGCAGCUUACAUGAAGUCUGAGGACCCUAUAUAUGUCCUGGAGAACAACAUCCCUAUUGACACACAGUAUUACCUGGAGAACCAGCUAUCCAAGCCUCUUCUCAGGAUUUUUGAACCAAUUCUUGGCGAGAAGAAAGCAGAAUCUGUCCUUUUACGUGGAGACCAUACCCGUACGAAAACUACGGUUACAGCUAAAAUUGGUGGCCUAAUGGCAUUUGCUACCAAAAAGGAGAAAUGCAUUGGCUGUCGAACAGUACUGGAUGACAAAUCUGCAGUGUGUAAGUACUGUAAACCUAAGGAGUCUGGUAUCUACCAGAAGGAGGUGUCCCAUCUUGGCAUGCUAGAGGAGAAGUUCUCACGCCUGUGGACGCAGUGUCAGCGCUGUCAGGGCAGUCUGCAUGAAGAUGUGUUGUGUACCAGUCGAGAUUGUCCUAUAUUCUACAUGCGGAAGAAAGUGCAAAAAGACUUAGCUGACCAAGACAAACUGAUGACAAGAUUUGGUGUUCCUACAUGGUGACAAGAACUCUUCAGGGGAUAUGAACUAUCAGUGUCUCAACAGUCAGAAGUGAUGUUAUCCAAGUUUGUUGUCAGUUGCUGAUUUAGAAGUGGCAUAAUUGUUGGAAUAACAUUUUUCUAGAUGUCAUGAUAUUCUGACAACCAGCAAUGAAGAAAUGGACUGAUGAAAAGCUGGUUUUGAAAUCAGCCUUGUGCAGAUUUAUUUUUGAUAUACAAUGUACCAGAAAACAAUCUGGAUACAUGGACUCGUUUUGUGAUAUACCAGAACAAAUAAUAUGGCUCUAUAAACUUUCAAUUUGUUGAAAAUCUUCAAAGUGUCAAUAAGAAUGGGGGUAACAAGGAUAGAUACGAGAGAAAUCCAGACAUAGAACCUGAACUUGUGAUUUCUUCUUGUCUAGUCGUAAGUUUGGUUCACAUGAUUGAUUUGUUUAUAUAUAUUUGCAUGCUGAAACUUGACUGACAAAUCUCUAUUAACCCUUUCACCCCUAUGCAACUUGAGUAAACUAUACUAUACAUUGAUCUGGAUGAGCCCAUUAUGGUCUACAGUGGUGAAAGGGUUAAUCAGGUCAUACUUAAAAGAGAAGCCAUCAUACCAAUGCAAUCAUUGAAUCACUCAGAGUAGAAUUUCUGUAAAACGUCCUAAAGCUCUCAAAUCUAGUACUUGUACUUGUAUUUCAUUGUUUAAUGGAGGCAGCUCUUUCAUUCUCUUCUUGCGUAAUCUAUCACGUUUAGUUUUCAGAUUUUGUUUUCAUGUACCCAUCCUUUGUUAUUAGACACAGAUAUUACUUCUCCUUUGCAUUGUCAAACAUAUACAUAAAUAGCAUGUACAAUCAAGGCCAGGUGGAUCAACAAACUACAACUGUCAGGGAUUUUGUCGUACCGUAUUGUGCUCACGCUGACAAAUAUUUACUCUCUGUACAUAAAUAGCACACAUUGCCAACACUUCAGUAAGUUAUCAUUGCUGGCUAUCAUUCAAAAUUGUCAACGUAACGUCAUACUUUUACACGUUUACAAGAAAUCUUACUAAUUCAAUCUAAUUUUCAAUUAAUAAGUAUUGAUUUAAGUCAUAUUUGUGUACCUCUAUAAAAUGUGAUGACAGGAAUGGGUUGCUGUGAUAUGUACACUGUAGGGGUGGGUUCCUUUUUAUCAGGACACAUUUGUCUUUCAUAUCAGGGAUGCCUCUUUACCUACUGAUUGAAUUGUUUAUUUUUUCAUUACAAGUCAUUUUUACUUGAGAGAUCACUCUUUCAAACUGUUUCUGCGCGAAGUCAAAUCCAGAACUGACAACUCUGUAUUAACUCAUUCACCCCUGAAAUUUCAGGAUGAACUAUUCCAACAAUUGAAUUGGAAGAGUUCAAAUGUGUCGUCAGGGGUGAAUGAGUUAAGGGUCCAAUGCUCUGUUGGGUGAGCUGAAGAAAUAAUAUCUAUAAGCCACCAAAUGAUUCAUCAAUUUGACUUUGUUUUUCUCAAAAAUAAACUACCUUUUUCAGGAUUUAAGGUCUCUUCCUUUUAAAAUUCCUUGACCUUCCACCAGAGUGAUUGUUGCUGUCAUUUAUGAAAAAAUGCUGUAUACCAGGGCAUUUUCGCCUUUUUCUCCCUCCGUAAUGAGGCCCAAUGUAUCAUAAGUAACAUAGUUACCAAAUGUGAAGGGAGAAAAUAACACCGAGCAAAUAUGUAUUUUACUGGCAUUGGGCAAAACAUUCCCAGUAUGCAGUAUUUGCCUCAGUUACCCGGUAUAUAACAAAGCAUCAGUCAAAUAAUCUACAAACAAGUCUGAGUGCAUGAAAGGAUAUUUAAACAAAACAAUAGUAAUCCAUAAUUAGUAUGAUAUACUUCGAUAACUUGAAAAAUAAUUGGAUGAGGAUUCCCAGGGUAUUCAUACCUAAUGAAUCAAAAUAUUUCAGUGUUUCCUUGUGCACUGACAAAUCAAUGAGGAAGAACAUGGUCAUGCUUUGCCAAACAUGGGUUUAUUGAUUUAUUGAUUUAUUGAUUUAUGAAUUGAUCAAACCAGGAGAAAAGUUGAUAAAUUGUGAAAUUAAGUGCUCUAGUAUUAAAUUAUUAACCACAUUGACAAUAACUGCACUAUAAUCUAAGGCUAAUCCAUAUAUGAAUAUAAAAUAGGGAAGGGGGCAUUUGUAAUUGAUGAUUAAUGUGGGUCUUAUCUAUAAUAAGUGCUUGUAUAGUACUAGUAAGCUUCAGGGGGAAAAGUUACUGUGGCUGCUCACAGAAAAGUGCCUACUUACCUGUACAUGUGAUAUAUUUAUGGAAUAGUCCUUAAAUUAUUACCAUAAAUAUAAAAGCUUUUUUUGCAAAUUAGAAUUUAUGUUUAGAAAAGGCAGUUUAUUUGUAAUUAGGAAGAGUGUUUAAUGGACCAAAAUAAAAGGUGAUGAUCGAUCCCGGAUCAUGAGGUAAAAGUCUUGCCUAUUGAUUUCUACAGUUAUGUAUUUUACAUGUAUUGACACUUGAGAACUUAAGCUUUUAAUCUCAUCAGAGGGCUGUAAUUUUAGUAGGUAAAAUCCUUUACUCUCUGCUUGAAUGGCCAGUGAUUGUAUACCAUAUAGGUAAUUAAGAACAUUAUGAUUGAGAGACGAUGCUAAAUUAAAUUAUGAAUGCCAUUGAUCUUAGUUGUACAAAUAAUAACCAAAAAGUAUUUUUUCUUCGCAUAAUUUUUUUGAAACAAGUUAAAGCUGACAGUACAAGUUAAAAAGCUUUCAAUUGAGAUUAAAAAAACCUGAUUUUUUGUUUCUGGUUUUGAGAUCUUCCCUAGUGUCAGCUUUAACUAUGGUCAAUAAAGUGCUCAAAUGUU
Molecule: messenger RNA, 6314 nt
Organism: Mizuhopecten yessoensis (Yesso scallop)
Lineage: Eukaryota; Metazoa; Mollusca; Bivalvia; Pectinida; Pectinidae
Product: DNA polymerase delta catalytic subunit-like
Exons: 26
Coding region: 222-3509 (1095 amino acids)
Biological process (GO): DNA replication proofreading; base-excision repair, gap-filling; DNA-templated DNA replication
Cellular component (GO): delta DNA polymerase complex
Molecular function (GO): DNA binding; DNA-directed DNA polymerase activity; nucleotide binding
Source: RefSeq, a predicted model, not a curated record